AUGGACCAGCUCUUCGCGGCUGCUCUCGAGGAGAUCGCUCUUGAAGGCCGCUGCUCCCUUUCCGCUCUGCUGCGCCUGCUCUCCCCCACGUGCCAGCAGCUCCGCCUGCCCCUCCCCCUGGACUCCGCCUUCCGCCAGUUGCUCUUCUCCCGCCUCCUCCGCUGCCCCUCCCUCUCCCUCCUCUCCCAUCGCCCCCUCCCCGGCUUCGCUCCCUUAGAAGAGUCUGUUUUGGAUGGUUAUGGUGCAGGGGGAGGGGGAGGAGGGGGAGGAGGGGGAGGAGGGGGAGGAGAGGAGGGAGGAGGCGGAGGAGGAGGAGGGGUAGGGGUGGGAAAGGCUUUAUCGGAAGCAGCGGCGGGGAGGGGGGAGGAUGAGUGUGGAGAUGAAGAGUCGGGAGGAAAGAAACAGAAACAGAGCCAGAAGAAGAAACCUGGGAAGGAGAAGCCGGUGCGGUACCGGUGGGUGGGUUGCGGUGGUGUGCGGGGUGAGAGAGGUGAAGGAGGUGUGGGAAGCGUGAGGAACGAUGGACAAGGGAAGAAGGAGAAAGCAGAGAAGAAGCCAGCAGGAGGAGGAGGACGAGAAGAAGAGGAGUGGGGAUGGGAGAGUGUGGAGAGGGAGGGCGUGGUGGUGGUGGCGCAUAAGGGGCUGAGACUGGCGUCUCUGGGCGUGUACGAGGAGAGCGAGUUCGAGUGUGGGCUCAGCGAUCUCAUGAUCGACACUCUGGAGCUCGUUGGCAAGACCAGGCGAGGCGGGGUGUCUCAGGCGCAGCUGGCGAGGACAAUGCGGGUGAAGAACAACAACUUCCAUUACGUGCUGCGGUCGCUGGAAGCCAGACACCUCAUUGCCAUGCACGCUGUCGUCACCCGCAACUCCCUCGCUCCCAACUCUGCUGCUGCUGCUGCUGGUGCCACUGGUUCUGGUGGUGCUGCUGGUGCUGGUGGUGCUGGUGGUGCUGGUGGUGCUGCUGGUUCUGCUGCGUCGCACGCGUGCCGUACCAAUAUGCUCUACCUGUCGCGCUUCUCACCCGCAAGCAUCACAGGGCAGGGUAACUACCACCUCCCACGUUCUGCUUCUGAAUCCGCUGCUGCCUCUGCUGCUGGAGAGCAGUUGGGCACGGGGGGAGGUGCAAGCGACAGGUGGGAAGCUGGUGCGGAGGCAGAGGCAUGGAUGAUGGCUGCAGCAGGAGGUGGGGCAGGUGGGGGUGAAGGAAGAGGGGGAGGAGGGGGAGGAGGAGACAUGCAAUGGGGUGGAGGGAGAGAUGGGAGCGAGGGGAGAGGAGGCGGAGGGCGAGGAGGGCAAGGAGGAGGCAUGGGGGUUGGAGCAAGGAGUGAGGAUGGGGGUGGGGCGGGAGGGUCGGUGGUGCUGAGGGGAGUGGAUGAUGACGUGGCAGCGAUUUUGUCCAUAUGCCAGUACCUCUCCAACGUGCAGGGACAGGUGCUGGUGUGUGGAGAGCUCAAGGCUACUCUAGAUGGUGCCGUCACAACACCCAACCCAACUCUUGUGUACUCUAAUUUCUCGUUCUCCGUUGCUGCUGUGACCCCUCUCCCUGCCUGCCUGCAGAUGGUGCCAUGUGUGCAGCUGGUGCGGACAUACACAGAGUCACAGCUCCGCUCCUUCCUCUCCUUGCCCACCCUCCAACCACCCUCGGAUGCUCUAUUAAAGGGGUGGCAGGGGAAGGGCAAGGGAAGGGGCAUGGGUGAAGAAGAUGGGGAUGAGGAUGAUGAUGAUGAUGAUGAUGAUGAUGAGGAGGAGGAUGAUGGGGAUGGUGAUGAUGAUUUGGGUGGUGAUGAUGCUGAUGAGGAUGAUAAUGAUGAUGAUGAUGUUGGUAUUGACGAUCAAGCAGCAGCACCAGCAGCAGCAGAAGCAACAGCAGGGGCAGUGGGGUUGGGUGGGAAUGCAUGUGGGGCCUUGAUUCCCAGAAGAGUGGGUGAAAAGGCAGCAGCAGCAGAAGCAGCAGCCGAAACAGCCUCUGCUGCGUGGGCUGCGUGUGGGAUAGGCGGUGAGCAGAGCGUGUGCUUGGCAAUGGAGCUCAGUGCGGAGCAGCAGGUGUUGGAUGCGGUUCAGAGGCAUGCUCCCGAUGGCGUGCUGCAGCCAGAGUCUCCUUUUCACCGCGACUCAAGCUUCCCGCAUCCCUCCUCCCCUUCCCCACCCACAUGUCCUUCCUUCCUGCGCCACCUCUCCUCUCCCCCUUCCUCCCCCAACACUCCCCCCCCUCUCUCCCCCCAUUCUCCCCUCUCCCUCUGUGAAAACCAGCUGGCGGGGGCGAUGGCGGGGGUGGGCAAGAAGCGGUUUUACCGCAUAGUGCAGGACCUGCAGGAGAGGAAGCUGAUCACCGCCCAUGCCGAGAACCACCAGCGCAUGACCCUGGCGGGGGCGAUGGCGGGGGUGGGCAAGAAGCGGUUCUACCGCAUAGUGCAGGACCUGCAGGAGAUGAAGCUGAUCACCGCCCACGCCGAGAACCACCAGCGCAUGACCGUCUACCGCCUGCGCGCCCUGGAGCCCCCCCCUGCUGCUGCUCCUCCUCUGCUGCUGGAAGCAGCGGUGGGCGACGGAGGUGGCAGGGGGGGAGGAGGAGGAGAGGGAGGAGGGGGAGGAGGAGCGGGAGGAAGAGGAGGGAAAACAGGAGGAGUGGUAGCAGAAGCGGUGGGUGGGGCGGGUGAGGAGGAUGGAGGAGGAGGGAGUGGAAGGGAUGGGAGGGAGGAGGAUGGGUUUGGGGCACUGGCUAUAGUGCCUUCUGCUACUGCUGUUGAGGGGUUGCUUGGGUACGAUACAAAGGAGAGGGCUGGGAUUGGUACAGGUGCUGUGGUGGCGAGAGCUGAUAUGGCUGAGAGAAGGGAAGAAGGGCAGGCAGAUGUGGAUCCAAGAACGUUGACGUUGAGGGGGGAAGCAAUCCUAGAAGGGCAGGAGGGGCAUGUGGGAGAGUACGUGGGAGAGGAUGAGGAUUCUGUGAUUGCGCUGGGGGAUGAGGAUUCUGUAGUUGCGUUGACAUUUGAGGAUUCUGUAGCUGCGUUGAAGUUUGAGGAUUCUGUGAUUGCACUGGAGGAGGAGGAGUGUGAGUUGGUUCUAGCUGCUGCAUCGGUGCCAGGGAAAGCAGCAGCAGCAACGGAGGUGCAUGAAAGGAACCUUGCCAUUGAGCACUCAGCAGCAGACACUGCAGAAGGAGAGAGAGCAGAUGGGACAGCGGCAGAAGCAGAAGCAUGCACAGCAGAAGAGGCAGCAGACGAAGGAGCGGAGGAGACAGCCAUAAGAAGAGAAGAAUCCAUGAAGGCAACAGAGUUAGACAUGGCCCCAUUAUCUGAUGGCAGUGGUGGUGGUGGUGGUGGCAGUGAUGGUGCUGCUGCUGCUGCUGCUGCUGCUGCUGCUGCUGCUGCUGCUGCUGCUGCUGCUGCUGCUGCUGCUGCUGCUGCUGCUGCUGCUGCUGCUGCUGCUGCUGCUGAUGGUGGUGGUGGUGGUGCUGCUGCUGAUGAUGGUGGUGAUGGUGAUGAUGGUGGGGAAAGGGACAGGAGAAGUGGUCGUGAGGCGCGUCACUUAUCGUCACCCCAACCCCCAUCUGAUCAUCUGGACCCUCAUCUGGAGGAUGCUGGGUCAGGUGAAGGGGCUGGCAUGGUAUCAGGGCAUCCUGCUACCUCCAUCUUCCCUUCCCCGGCCUCCCCUUCCCCCUCAUUCCCCUCCCCACACACAAACCUCGCCCAUGGUACUCCUCCUUUCUCUCCCGCACCCGCUUCCCAUUCUCUCCUUCCUUCACUUGCUUCUUCCACUCCUCCUCCUCCCGCUCCCCUGUCUGCUGUCUCGCCUGCACUCCUAUCCCACGGCCCUUCUAAGCCCGUCAUCUCAAGGGUCUAUACACGCCGUCGCAACGCCACACAGCCGAAACAGGAGGCGCUUCAGAAAAAGCAGCCUGAUUGCAGUGCUCAAGAGAGGAAUGGAACACGGCAAAGCAAUAAGGGCGCGCAGCAGAGAGAGGUGGAGGAGGAGCGAGGGCUUGAAGAGCGUGAGACGGAUGGAGAGAAGGAGGUAAGUACGGGCAGUGAGGUGCAGAAGGAGAAGCGGCAGAGGGGCCGAAGCAGGAACAAGGAGCAGAAGCGGCAGCAGAAGCAGAAGCGGAAGCAAGCAGAGGAAGCGGAGGAGGAGGAAGUGAAAGAUCGAAAGGCGGAGCAAGAGGAGCUAGAGGAGCAAGAGGAGCAGGAGCAGGAGCAGGAGCAGAAGCCGCAGCAGCUAAGUCUGAGGAAGCAGCGGCAGCAGUGGCAGAAGCAGCAGCAGGAGCUGCAAGGUCCAGACGAGAGGCCAGUGUCUCGCCGUUCCAGCUUCCCCAGGGAUGAAGCACUGUGGAAGAGACGAGAGGAGACCAUUAUAGCCUUCCUCGAGGCGAAUCAGAUAGCGACGCGGUGGGAACUAUACCGGCACAUGGUGGCGUCAGAGCGGGCAUUCCGGGCCGCCACCAUGGAUCGCAAGACCCUCAACCGCAUCCUCGACGCCAUGCGCGCGCGCGCCCUGCUCAAGCGCAUGCUCCUCUCCGUGCCGGGGGUUUCCAACGGCGGCCAGGCCCGCACUCUCGAGAUCGUGCUUUCCGGGAGUGCCGAUGCGAGCCCGGAGGCCCUUGCAGCGGUGAUUGCGCGGCAUAGGAGGCAGGAAAUGGAGAAUGCGAGGGGGGGCGCGGAUGUGAUGUGGGGAAAGAAGGUGGAGGGGAGAGGGGGUGGAGGAGGAGGAGGAGGAGGAGGAGGAGGAGGAGGAGGAGGAGGAGGAGGAGGAGGAGGAGGGGAAGGAGAGGGAGCAGGGGAUGGAGGAGGGGAUGGAGGGGACGAGCAGAAGCAGCAGACAGGAGGGGAUGGCAAGAUUGUUGUUGGUGCUACUGGAAACUCUGCUGCUGGUGGUGCUACUGGCGGUGCUGCUGGCAGUGGUGGUGGUGAUGGCGGUGGUAACAGAGUAGGGACGCGGGCCAACAGAUACAAGGUGCAUUCGUUUCAGGAGAUCAAGGGGAAGCGAGGGGCCGGGGAGGGCGAUGGUGGGGGCGAGGGUGAGGGUGGGGGGCGGGUGGCUAUACCAGUGCUGAACAACAUAGAGAGGCGGCUCUUGGGGCGACAGCUAGAUGCUGUGAGGAGGAGAGAGCAGCGGCUAGGUGUUGCUGCUUCUGUGCUGGUACGAGACAGGUUAGGCGGAGGGGUGGAUGGCGGUGGGGUUGGGGAUGGGGAUACGAAGGUGGAUAUGGGGGAGGUGGGUAUUGAUGAUGGGAGUAUGGGGAGGAGUGGUGUGUUGGGGGGUGUGGGAGGUCAGGGGAAAGCGGGAGGGAGUGGUGUGAAAGAGGAGAGGGUUUCAUGGGGUGGGAUGGAGGCAGGGGGUGCUGCUGGUGCUCGUGCUGCUGCUGCAAGAGGAGGAAUCAGAGCGGCAGGAGGAGCGGGAGGAGCGGGAGGAGCAGCGGCAGGAGCGGCAGGAGCUGUGCGGAGCGCAGCAGGAGGAGGAGAGGUAGAAGCUGCUGGGUCAUUGGCACUGGGAGGAAGCGGAAGGCUUGUGAGGGGGUUGAGAGGGGGCAAGGUGGAUGGGGGUGCGACAGGAAGGUUCCAGGGAAGGAGUUUGCGACAGGAUAAAGAGUUUGACAGGCAGGAAAGUGGGAAUCUGAUGGGGGAGAGGCAAGGAAAGGACGGGCAGGGGCAGCAGCAGCAGCAGCAGGUGCAAAGGGCCAGAGCGUUUCGAGGCAGUGGGAGUGGACCAGAGAGAGCAGAGCGAGGAGAGAGAGCAGAUGGAGGAGAGGGAGGAGAGGGAGAAGAGGGAACGGUGGCAGCAGUGGGAGCAGUGCGAGGGGAAGUGGGGGAGCGAGGGGAGGGAGGGGAAGAGGAUGCGGAGGCGGAGCUGUGGAGUGUGAGGAGGCGGUAUGGGUAUGUGCCUGCUAAGAUGGUGCGUGCACGGCAACUGCACCUCUUCCUCUGGUCGCAUGUCAAGUCGAGGGACACAAACACAUUUGAGCCAAACCUAGAUUGUGGGUGCGAGUCAAGACAUCCCGUCUCUUACGCCCCUGGCGCUGCAAGGCAAGCUAGUGCAGGACCUGCCGCCCUCGUUUUGAGUCGACUCAAAAGCAGACUCCGUCCGUCCGUCCCUCCCUCCUCUCAGAUUGUGGGUGCGAGUCAAGACAUCCCCUCGCUCACGCCCCUGGCGCUGCAAGGCAAGCUGGUGCGGGACCUACCGCCCUCGCUCCUGCACACGCUCUUUGACGCCUCGGCUCGCAACCGCCUCUCUCGCACCUUCAACCUCCUGCAGCGCCUGCAGGUGGGUCUGAGGGGGCGAAGACCAGAAGCAGUGACUAUAGAGCUAGACGCAGCAGAGGAAGAGGGUCUAGCUCUUUACUGGUCCUCCCUUCAAACUGUCUUUUCCACGCUUGCUCCUUCUGUCGGCCGCCGGUUUUUCCCCGCUACCGCUGUUCCCGACUUGCUGAACGCUCGCGUGUGGGCGUCUCAUGCCCUCCUGCCGCUGCGGCUGCACAUCCAGCUCAUGCGCCGCUUACAAGCUGUCUCGUUACAGGAUAGGGAGACGACCGUGCGUGCGACUGCGGCUGAGAUUGCACGGGAGAUGGGGCUUACAAAAGACCAGGUGCUGUAUUCGAUAUACAUGAGGCAGGGGCAUCUGCGUAUGCAUGCUCUUAGCUUGCCGCAGCUGGGGUUGCUGCCUGGUGUGCAAUGGAGCGAUCUGGAGAGGAAGAGGAGGAGGCAGAAGAAGAGGAGGAGGAGCGGGGAGAGACGAGGAAGUGAGGGAGAGGAGGAAUGGGACGAGGAGGAGGAGGAUGAGGAGGGUGAAAGAGGGGGGAGUGAGGAGGAAGCGGGUGGGAGUGGGGGUGGGAGAGGGAGACGGAGAGGGAAGGGGAGGAACCUGAGAGUGGUUGAUGUGCUCGGGAAGAGCAGAGUUGCGGCACUACAGGCGAAGCCUGAGUGGAGGAAGUAUGGGUGGGAGGAGGGGGGCGGGGGUCGCGGGAGGGUGCGAAUGGUGGGUGCGAGUGGGGCGGGUAGUGGUGGUGGUGGUGGUGCUGCUGCUGCUGCUGCUGCUGCUGGGAGUGGUGAUGGUGGUGGUGUUGCUGGUGGUAGGGAUGGUGGUAGAAUGCUUGUGGUUGCGAAGGAGAAGGGACUGUUGGGGGUUCGUGGAGGGAUGGAGAGUGGGCAGGUGAAGCGGAGAGAGGAGCAGAGGAGUGGGGAAGACGCGGCAAGGAAAAGACGAAGGAUUGGUGGGGAUGAGUGGGGAGGUGAUGGGGAUGGUGGUGAUGGGGGUAAGGAUGGGGAUGGCGAGUGGGACAUGCAAAGGGAGGAGGGGGGUGAAGGGGAGGAGAAGGAGGAAGGAGAGGAAGGAGAGGAAGGGGAGGAAGGGGAGGAAGGGGAGGAGGGGGAAGAAGACGAGGAUAUUGGGGGGGUUUCAAGAGCGCUUGACGGCUCUGCUGUUCGGCUGCGACGAGUCACUUGGACUCAGUUUUCCACUCGGACUCGAUUCCCUCUUAACUCUCAAAUGCCCCUCCCACCCAUUCCCGCUCCUUCCUCCGCCCCCAACCCCCCCAGCACGCUAAUCAAGGAGCACGCGCGUGCUGUGUCCCCCUUACCCGCCAUCCACGCAUGCAGAGUACGCGCGUGUCCGUGCCCGCCAUCCGCGCAUGCAGUGGCACCUCUACUCGCACCGCCUGCCGCACUGGCGCCCCUUGACAGUUUCCCACAAGUCUGUUCCCCACUUACCCCCUCCCUUCCCUUCCUCCCCCCUUUCAGCACACUUAUCGAGGAGUACGCACGUGUCCGUGCCCGGCACCCGCGCAUGCAGUGGCACCUCUACUCGCACCGCCUGCCCUUCCCGCCCUCCGCCUGCCGCCGCCACGUGGCUCUGCUUCGCACCGAUGCCCGCACACGCCACGCGCUGCAGGACCUCUGCGCUCUCGUUGCUCUGAGACUGUCCCGCUGGGCCAAGUACAAGCAGGCGCUGGCGCUGCAGCAGCAGCAGGCGCAGUGGGAGGCGCAGCAGGAGCAGCAGCGGCUGGAGCAGGGGGGGAUGGAUGAGAGUGAUGGGGAAGGGGAAGAAGGAGGAGGAGGGGAAGGAGGUGUAGGUGUUCUCACCACGGCUGGACCAGUUGCUGCCACUGCCACUGCCACCGCCAACGCCACUGCCACCCCUGACCCCACUGCCGCCGCUGCUGCAGCUGCUGCUGGUGCUGCUGCUGCUGUAGGGGUUUCUGAGGCACCUGUUCCUUCCCCUUCGCCUCUCUCCAUCCCGCCAUUAGCCCCCACUCCAUCCCGGCAGCGGGAGGUGGUGUGGGAGAGCCGGUGGGAGUGGGACGAUUUCUCCUGCCCUGAGUUGGCCCGCGCUGUGGAUCGGGUGCUCGUUGCUCAUUACUCCCUGCGCCCCUGGCUGAUGCAGCAGCAGGAGAAGCAGCAGGUAGGGCGUGCGCCUGCUGCUGCUGCUGCUCCUGCGGCUGCUGUGGCGGGUGAAAGGGAGUGGAGAGUGGAGGGACGGGGAGCUGGUCUGACUGGUGCCACUGCUGCAGUUGCCGCUGGUACGAGAGACUUAUCAACAGGCUCAGCAGCAGGAGCAGCAGCAGAGGCAGGAGCAGGAGCAGGAGCAAGAGCAGGAGCAGGAGCAAGAGCAGGAGCAGGAGCAGCAGCAGCAGAAAGUGCACCAAUGCUUGCCCUUCAAUCGUCCAAUCCAGCUGCAGCAACCAGCACUGCCAUCACAACAGCAGCUCACACCUCCCUCGCAACCAACGCAGCCAGAGCCGCAGACCGCAGCCAAACCAUCAUCAGCAAAAAAGCCCUCAAAGCGCAAAAGCUCCUCUCAGAAAUGCACCGGCGGCCCUUUGCCGCCCCCGCGUGCGAGCUCAUCAAAUCCAUUCUCAGCGGGACGACUGUCAACGGCUCUCUCCCUCCCCUCCUCGUGCACGCGCUGAGACGAUUCCCGGAAAGCGACGUGGUUGUUGCGUUUGAGUUUCUUCGAAUGAACGAUCUGGUGGUUCCCGGGAAAGGGUCCCGAGCCUUCUUUCUGAACCCUGACCAUGUGGAAACGGCUUCUAUAUCCCCGUUGCCGCCUCAUGCCGCUGCCGAUAGCGCGGAGUUUACACAGUGGGUGGAGGAGAGGAGAGAGGGGCUGGAAGGGGCGUGGGAAGGGGUGCCUUUAACGCUGAGAUGCGGGCAUUUGGUGCAGUUGCUGACCUUGGUUUCUCAAGGGCAGCUGGAGCUGAAAGGGGUGCUGCCGAAGAAAGGCGUGGGGGAGAGGGAGGAUGAUGCUGAGGAGGAGAGGAGGAGGCAGAGGAGACGGGUGUAUGAGAAGUUGAGGAGGGAGGGGAGGGAGGAGGAGGCGGAAGAGGAGAAGGGUCGGAUGGGUGGUGCUGGGGAAGGGGUGAACGGGGGAGGUGGGAAGGGGAGGGAGGGUGUGGGAGGGGAAGGGAAGGGUGGGGAGGAGCAGAGCGAGGAGGAGGAAGAGGAGGAGGAGGAAGAGGAGGAGGAAGAGGAGGAGGAUGGGGAAGAGGAGGAGGAGGGGAGGGGGAAUUCGUCGGUGCAGACACCGUAUGGUGUUAGGCAGUUGGUGAGGGGGUUUCCGCAUCUGAAGGUGCUGGUAAGGAGUGCCCUGGUGCCUGUACCCGAUCUGGUUACUUGCCUUUGGGAGAAUGCUGUGAAGGGCUGUGUGGGGAAUGUGGGGAAGAAUGGGAAUGUGGGGGAUGGGGGGGAUGGGGGGGACGGGAUGGAUGUUGAGGGUGGGUGUGAGGGAAUGAAGCAGGGAGAAAAGAACGCAGUAUGCGAAGCGGGCAUGGUGGAGGAAGGGUUGAUGGGAGGAGGGACAGGAGAUGGUGAUGGUGAUGGUGGUGCUGCUGCUGCUGCUGGGGGUGAUGAUGGUGGUGGUGUUGUUGGGGGGAAUGGGAGGAGAGCAGGAGGAGGCGAGAAGCAAGAAGCUACCUCAGAACCCCCUCGCGAUUCUAUCUUUGAGGCAUUUCAAGAAGCUGCUGCUGAAGGGCCACAGGGAGUUCAUGUUGAAACCGCCGCACAAGGAGCUGUGCUUGAGAAGAGAGGAGGAACAGUAAGGGAAGGUGUGGAAGCACCAAGGGAAGGGAGAGCAGCAGCAAGGGAAGGGGCAGAGACAGCAAGGGAAGGGGCAGAGACAGCAAGGGAAGGGGCAGAGACAGCAAGGGAAGGGGCAGAGACAGCAAGGGAAGGGGCAGAGACAGCAAGGGAAGGGGCAGAGACAGCAAGGGAAGGGGCAGAGACAGCAAGGGAAGGGGCAGAAGCAGCAAGGGAAGGCGCAGGAGCAGAUAGAGGCAAUGAGUGGGGGUGGCAUCACCCAAAGGCCAGGGGUCACAGAGGAUGCUCCUUAGAAGCACUCAAGCGCGCACUAGUCCCAACCGGGGCCGGCGAAAGCUCUGCUUCUGCUGCCGUAGGAUCAACCGCUGCAGCAGUAGCUGUGGAAGUAGCAUCAGCAUCAGUAGCAGCAGCAGCAGCAGCAGCAGCAGCAGCAGCAGCAGCAGCAGCAGUGGGGGUGGGGGAGGAAGAGGUGGAGAGCUGUGUGGCGGAGCUGUUAGCAUCGGGGAAGGUCAAACAGGUUGCUCUCUUCGACUCAUCGGUUCUCAUGGCGUCGCGCCACGCAUCCCUGUUCUUCCUCCGCAAACAAGACACCGCCGCUGCUUCUGCUCUUGCCACCACUACCUCCACCGCCACCACCGCCACCGCCACCGCCACUCUUGCUGCUGAUUCUGUCACUCGCACCAACCCAUCGCAAGCUCUCACCCACACACCAGGGACGAGCGGGGACAAGGGGAAGGGGUUGGGUUUGGAAGCAGGGGAAGGGGAGAGGGAGAGAGCGGCCCAGGGCCUGAUGACCCUGGGGAGCAAGGGGGGAAAGGGAGAGGAAGAGCUGGGGAAGCAGAGGGGGGAACAAGGGGAGAAGCAGGGUGGGAAGAGAGGGGAGAAAGAGGAGAGGGAGGAGAGGGAGCAGGAGGAGGUGGCGAUACGGCCGUGGCUGGAUGGUUCGGGGCGGGAGAAGGCGGGUCUGCGGAGCAUGUUUGUGCGCAAGAUAAUGGCUGUGGUGGCGUUCCAUCCCGGCAUAGAGGAGAUAAUGGCUGUGGUGGCGUUCCAUCCCGGCAUAGAGGAGAUAAUGGCCGUGGUGGCCUUCCAUCCCGGCAUAGAGGAGGUGAGUGCGCGUGGACAUGAGUAUGCUGCUGCGUCUUGUUCCGCUUCUCAAUCCCCAGUGUUGCAGCAGUAG
Messenger RNA from Closterium sp. Naga37s-1, 11199 nucleotides. The record is from the annotation of a GenBank genome assembly. Lineage: Eukaryota; Viridiplantae; Streptophyta; Zygnematophyceae; Desmidiales; Closteriaceae.